Messenger RNA from Limulus polyphemus (Atlantic horseshoe crab), 384 nucleotides. Its product is annotated as arrestin domain-containing protein 4-like. Lineage: Eukaryota; Metazoa; Arthropoda; Merostomata; Xiphosura; Limulidae. The record is from RefSeq and is a predicted model, not a curated record. The annotation marks the transcript as partial. The transcript is spliced from 2 exons.
AAAAUGCUUAUAUAAAGUCUGCAAAAAUUAUUAUUUUUCCAUCUCCACAUGUGAAUUUGGACGAGGCUUGGCAAGUAUGGCUCACGAGUGCAAACAAGGACUUCGUAACAUCAUAAGUAGGGAGUCAAUAGCUAUCACUGCUGACUUUGAAAAUCUUUCCUCACGAACCAUCAUUCCUCAUGCCACCCUUCAUCAGACCCAGACAUUUGUAGCUGGUGGCAAGUCUCGCUGUCGUCGCUCAAAGUUUACCAUCGUCACAGGAUUAGCUAUCCAGCCAGGUAGAAUGGCCAACUGGGAUUCUCAGCUCUUAAAAAUUCCAGCUGUCUCACCUUCCAUCAUUAACAGUUGUUUGAUUCGAGUUGAUUAUGCUGUCAGAGUAAGUCU